UUUUUUUCCAUAAAUGUUGAAAAUCUGGUAACCUAAUUAAGAUUUUUCUCGUCUCCUUUCUUUUCUCGUCAUCAUGGUAUACAAGAAAUACAAUAACCAGAAAUCUACGCCAAGAGAACGUAUCAGACUAACUAAAAAGAAAAAUAAAUGUAGUUCUCAAAAAAACCAUAAUAAGCAGUUUUUUGUUCGCAAAUCUAAGAAAGAAAAAGAAGAAGGAAAGGAAACGCAAAAAUUAUCACAAAGGGCAGUUCGAGUGGCCUCUGAAUUUUUUCUUCAAAACAGGGAACUUCGUGAAGAAAUAAUUCAACUACGUCAAGAAGUUCAAGAACUUCAGGAGGAAGUACAAGUCCGAGAAGAUUUUUCGAUUAUAAAAUCUUCUCAAGAAUCUCAGGUGCGACAAGAACUUCAACAACAAGUUCAACAACUGCAACAACAAUUAUCGUCGCUCCAGGAGCAACUCCAAGAAGCUUCGUCACGUGACGAAUUAGUUGAACAACAACAAGCUCCUCUUACUAGUUCCGAACAGUAUCAACUGGUCGCCGAGAAUGAAAUUAUGUUGAAUGAUAUCCAGGAAUGUGACGAUUUCAUUCAACGGCUUAAAAAUGAGAGAGUAAAUGAACAUCUUGCUUUUCGUCGGCAAAUUUCAGCUUUGAAGGAAGAUUGCAAUAGGUUGCGUCGGGAAAGAAAUGCUGCACACCAUAGGGCUGAAGGGAUGAUAGUUUUGCUUAGAAAUAGAGAUAAUUCUCGUAAUCCUCCUUCUUCCGUAUAAUUUUCUUUUCUAU
Molecule: messenger RNA, 782 nt
Organism: Rhizophagus irregularis DAOM 181602=DAOM 197198
Lineage: Eukaryota; Fungi; Glomeromycota; Glomeromycetes; Glomerales; Glomeraceae
Source: RefSeq, a predicted model, not a curated record